This is a messenger RNA of Limulus polyphemus (Atlantic horseshoe crab), 2516 nucleotides long. RefSeq lists its product as uncharacterized. The transcript has 12 exons. Gene Ontology annotation, cellular component: extracellular region. NCBI's taxonomy places the organism in Eukaryota, Metazoa, Arthropoda, Merostomata, Xiphosura, Limulidae. Gene Ontology annotation, molecular function: peptidase inhibitor activity. Bases 216 to 2294 code for a protein of 692 amino acids. Gene Ontology annotation, biological process: innate immune response; antibacterial humoral response. The record is from RefSeq and is a predicted model, not a curated record.
UAUACAUGUACGUGUACCGCGUGACCAAGUAGGCGGGGUCAAUGUAGCAGAGUUACUGACGAUUUUCUGUGGAUUCAGCUGUGUGUUUAUUUCCGCGUAGACAAGAAAGUUGGCGAAACAGGUUUGGAUUCUUCUUUGAUUUAUCGUUACCUUCAAACCUGAUAUCUGUGGGUUUGAAAUAACACACAAUUUGUAGUUUUUAAUUUAAUAGGAAAAUGAAGGGACAAGUUGUCUUGCUGUUUCUCUGUCUGGUCAGCAAUUUGAAACACCUUCACACAGAACAUCGAAUUUCCACUGUUAAAACAGUCUGCUUUCAAGAAGUACAAAGAAUACUUAACACCUCUCCCAGGAUCAGUCAGAAUAAAAUAUUGCUGAAAAAGAGGUCGCCACUUCCAAACUCAACGGAUAGAGAGAUUAAUAGCAAAAAUCAAGUUAGGCCAAACAACUUCAAGGAUGACCUGGAGGACGAUUUUCAAAAUACAUUUUUUGCGCCAUCACGUUUUACCCUUGUUAUUGGUCUACCCCAGAAUGAUAUUGCCAAGGAUUUAGAAUUUACGAAUCUUUUUGAUAUUUUAAAGAACAUUGAUUCUUUUGAUAUGAUGAAUAACCCAGUACUGAAAUCGGGCAUUUGCCCAAUGCCUUCAGUUUCAACCAUUUUUCGAAGCAUUCUUCAGGACUGCAAAGAUGACUGUUCUUUUGAUGAGGAUUGUCCCGGUAAACAGAAGUGCUGUGUUAGUGACUGUGGCUUCAAAUGUUUGAGUCCAAUCUCUAUUCUCGAUAGCUUUGCUACUAAACCUGGAACCUGUCCGGACUCCCCUCGACCUCAAGGAGAUAAAAAUAUUUGGCCUUGCCUCGUUCCACAUUAUCAGUGCUACGUUGACCAAGAAUGUCCAGGAGUGUCAAAGUGUUGCGUUUCAGCUUGCGGAUCCUCCUGUGUUGAUUCUCCAAAAUCCACAAUACCUUCAGCUACGUCACCAAAACGUAUCUAUAUGAUUUUGAAGCCACCAAAGUGCUCACCAGAGGGAGGUUAUGCUGUGGUUCAGCAUCAAGGAACUUUAUCAUGGUGUGUGGACGAGAUGGGCAAACCUCUGCAUCACACACUCACUAUUGGCAUUGUCUUGUGUGAUGUAGAUGGUAAUAUAUUAAAGCGGGAAGAAAAACAACCAGUCUGUCCAGGUUCCGACCAUUCACCAAAAGUUUGUACUGAUGAAUGUCUCUCGCACCAGUGUCCGCUACAUCCUAACUCUGUUUGUGUUGCUGACCCAUGCAAUAACUGUUCCACUAGUUUUAUUAACCAGGAUGACGAAGAAGUGAAUUGUGAAGGUGAGAAUUAUACUUAUUCAUCACAAAUUGUAACACCUCCCAUACCCGUUUCAACGAAGUGUGAAGUUGUGAGAGAGCGCCACCUACAAUUAGGUUAUCCAGCAAACUCGUACAUACCCCAUUGCGAUCUCAAUGGCCAGUUCUUGCCUCAACAGUGUUUCACUUCAGAAGAUGGCGUUGAAAACUGCUGGUGUGUGAAUGAAGCAGGGGUACGAUUAGGGGCUGAAAUAUUUCUUAAAGGGACACAGACUUGUGAAACUGUUAUAUUGAAGAAGAUAAAGGUUGUGCUAGGCUUUUCAUAUAAUUCAUCGGCUCUUAGUAGAUCAGCAUCAGAAGAUAUCAAGAGGUUGGUGAUGAGGCUUCUGAAUGAUAUGGAUGUGGAGAUUGAGGAAGAUAAUGUUCAAGUGAAGAUUUCAUCAUCAGGCGUAAAUGUGAAGUUUAACUUGACUGGUAAGAACAAAGUGGAUGCAGAGUUUCACCUUCAAGAAAUGAUAAAGAAUCUAUCGUUAGAGAUUAAUGGCAUAAAGAUGUCAGCUGACUUGUACAUAUCCACAUUUUCCCAUUUUUUGAACUCUGAUGCAACCCAUGAAAACAGAAUACUGGAACAUAUGCUGGUUAACGUUCAACCGAAUAACGAUGUUCAACACUUGGGAUCUGUGGUUGUUCUAACAGUUGUGGCUGGUGGAAUUGGAGUCCUUGUUCUCUUGCUGUUAGUUGCUGUUAUGAUUUACAAGAGCUCCAAAAGAAGAUAUUUUCCAAAUUUCAGUAAAGAAAAUUUGGCCUUCUCAAGCCCAACCUAUGGAUUGCUUGAAACAAACCCUCAGAAAAAGAUAUCAGUUUCCGAUUAUUUGCCGUUCAGUAAAGAAAUCAUAAUCUCGACUGUAGAUGGUAGUGUUAAGAGCAGUUUCCAGAAGUAUGAAGCACCUCCCCCUUACAACUUUCCAUCACAAGAUACCUUCACAGACCAAUGAGUGAAGUAUACUUACCAGAUUAUGCGUGUGAUGGUUUGUUGUUAUUAACUUGUAGUUUCAGGCUGAGACAAGUUUGUCAUUGUUUGAAUAGUCCUUAGCCUUUAUUAAAAUGAAUUUUAUUAAAGUUUGUUUUGCACCUUUCUGUGAUGUAUUGUAUGUGAUAAGAUGAUUUAGUCACUGUAUUUUAAACAUUUCUUAUAAAUAAAGUAUUUAAGAGGUUUA